GUUGAGUAAUUACAAUUCUUAAUUUCUUACAAUUUCAAUAAAUUUUCUUUGAAAAUCCACAAUAAGCUAAUGCUCCGCCAGCGUUAAUCCAGUUCGCAACAAACAGGAACGUAUUAAGAGCCGCUGAAAGCAUAGCCAAGCCAAGCCAAGUCAAGAGCAGCAGGAGCAGGAGCAGCCACAACAACAACAACAACAACAACAUCAGCAACAAGCAGGAAACCCGAAUCAGACCGUCUAAUCAUUGAGGCAUAUAGGAAAAUGGCCAACAUGUCGGUGUUACGGAUCAAGCGAGAGCUUGGCGAGGUUAUGCGAGGCGACGAGAUCGUACAGGGCAUGAUCAAGAUCGAACUGCUCAAUGACAAUUGGACGGACCUGCGCGGCGAGAUAAUGGGACCGAAGGACACGCCCUACGAGGGCGGCAAGUUUGCCCUGGAGAUCAAGGUGCCGGAGACGUAUCCGUUCAGUCCGCCCAAGGUGCGCUUCACCACGCGCAUCUGGCAUCCGAACAUUUCGAUCGCCACCGGCACCAUCUGCCGGGACAUACUGAAGGACAAUUGGGCAGCGGCGAUGACCCUGCGGACGGUGCUGCUCUCGCUGCAGGCCCUGCUGUCCGCCGCCCAGCCGGACGAUCCGCAGGACGCGUGCAUCGCCUACCAGUACAAGGCCAAGCACGAUAUGUUCCAGCUAACGGCCAAGCACUGGACGAACGUCUAUGCGGGCGGGCCGCACGCCUCUACCGAGUGCAACACGAAGGUGCAAUACCUCAAGGAAAUGGGCAUAGAUGAGCACGAGGCACGGACCAUGCUCUCCAAGGAGAACUGGAAUCUGGAGGGCGCCACGGAGCGGCUAUUUCACUGAGACCCAUUCAGGCAACUUAAAUUCGAGCUGUAGCUGUCCAAGCUGUUUGGACAAGCCAUAUAAAUUCUAGCCCACCAAUCACCAAUCAAUCAAUCAACCCCAUCAAUCAAUCAGUCAGGCAAUUCUACAUCAGCGGAGUUCCCAAAUUCCGGUUUGAUUGCAGGAAGAGCCCAACUCCAUUUCUAAAUAACGCAUAGGUUUCAAUGAGUUUUGUAAAUUUUUAUCCUU
Drosophila arizonae is the source of this 1086-nucleotide messenger RNA. RefSeq names its product ubiquitin-conjugating enzyme E2-22 kDa pseudogene. Lineage: Eukaryota; Metazoa; Arthropoda; Insecta; Diptera; Drosophilidae. The record is from RefSeq and is a predicted model, not a curated record.